AAAACUUUGAUAAGAAGCCUAUAAAAACUGUCUGUUUCCAAAGAUUCGUCCUAUUUGGCAGUUGCUGCCUCACCUACUGCUUCUAAUACUUAAGAAAACUCUCUUCUUCCAAACGACCUACCACCAUGGCUCACCGAUUUCCAGCUCUCACCCCAGAGCAGAAGAAGGAGCUCUCAGAAAUUGCCCAGCGCAUUGUUGCCAAUGGGAAGGGGAUCCUGGCCGCAGAUGAGUCUGUGGGCACCAUGGGAAACCGCCUGCAGAGGAUCAAGGUGGAGAACACAGAGGAGAACCGCAGGCAGUUCCGAGAAAUGCUCUUCACCUCUGACAACUCCAUGAACCAGAGCAUCGGGGGUGUGAUCCUUUUCCAUGAGACCCUCUACCAGAAAGACGGCCAGGGAAAGCUAUUCAGGAACAUCCUCAAGGAAAAGGGGAUCGUGGUGGGAAUCAAGUUAGACCAAGGAGCUGCUCCCCUUGCAGGAACAAACAAAGAAAGUACCAUUCAAGGGCUUGAUGGGCUUUCUGAGCGCUGUGCUCAGUAUAAGAAAGACGGCGCAGACUUCGGAAAGUGGCGUGCUGUUCUGAGGAUUGCAGACCAGUGCCCGUCUGCUCUUGCCAUCCAGGAAAAUGCCAAAGCCCUGGCCCGCUAUGCCAGCAUCUGUCAACAGAAUGGACUGGUGCCCAUUGUUGAACCAGAGGUAAUUCCUGAUGGGGACCAUGACUUGGAACACUGCCAGUAUGUUACUGAGAAGGUCCUCGCUGCCGUCUACAAGGCCCUGAAUGACUAUCAUGUUUUCCUGGAGGGCACCCUGCUGAAGCCCAACAUGGUGACUGCUGGCCAUGCCUGCACUAAGAAGUACACCCCAGAGCAGGUGGCCAUGGCCACAGUCACAGCGCUCCAUCGAACUGUUCCUGCAGCUGUCCCAGGCAUCUGCUUUCUGUCUGGUGGUAUGAGUGAAGAGGAUGCUACCCUCAACCUCAACGCUAUCAACCUUUGCCCUCUGCCACGGCCUUGGAAACUGAGUUUCUCCUAUGGCCGGGCCCUGCAGGCCAGUGCGCUGGCGGCCUGGGGUGGAAAGGCUGCAAACAAGAAGGCAACCCAGGAGGCCUUUAUGAAGCGGGCCCUGGCUAACAGCCAGGCAGCCAAAGGACAGUACAUUCACUCAGCCUCAUCCGGUUCUGCCUCCACCCAGUCACUCUUCCAGGCCUCCUAUACCUACUAGAACCUGAGGAUGACCACCUGGCUUGAGUCCUUGUAGGUGCCUAAUCGGAGGGCUAAAAAGGAACAA
Condylura cristata (star-nosed mole) is the source of this 1286-nucleotide messenger RNA. It is a transcript of the gene ALDOB, whose product is annotated as aldolase B, fructose-bisphosphate. Gene Ontology annotation, biological process: glycolytic process; fructose 1,6-bisphosphate metabolic process. Lineage: Eukaryota; Metazoa; Chordata; Mammalia; Eulipotyphla; Talpidae. The record is from RefSeq and is a predicted model, not a curated record. The transcript has 9 exons. Bases 126 to 1220 code for a protein of 364 amino acids. Gene Ontology annotation, cellular component: cytosol. Gene Ontology annotation, molecular function: fructose-bisphosphate aldolase activity; fructose-1-phosphate aldolase activity.